This is a messenger RNA of Fimicolochytrium jonesii, 768 nucleotides long. RefSeq lists its product as uncharacterized. The transcript is spliced from 2 exons. NCBI's taxonomy places the organism in Eukaryota, Fungi, Chytridiomycota, Chytridiomycetes, Spizellomycetales, Powellomycetaceae. The coding region runs from base 1 to 768 and encodes 255 amino acids. The record is from RefSeq and is a predicted model, not a curated record.
AUGAGAAACCCAACAGUCCUUUCGUGGGCGUCCCAAGUCAUCUGGCAGGCGCGCGUAUAUCUCAGCGAACUAUGGAAGCUGACCGGCGUCGUCAACGCGAGCAAGGGUUCCCAGCAUACAGUCCGACUGUCGGCUCGCGCCCCCCAUGACCUCCGAUGGCACUACGAUACGCUCGUUCAGUGGUCUAGGGUUUGUUUGCUAUCGGAGCAGGAAUGGGAAACGCAAGAGCUCUUUGGCAUUGCCUCUGACUCUGGCGAAAUUGGUCUCGGUGUUACUUGCAAGGACUUUUUCAUCGUCGGUCGCUGGUGUCCCGGGUGCUAUCACGCUGCCGGAUCUUCAUCAGCCCUGUUUGAAAUGGCAACCAUCGCGAUCGGACUCGAGACCUUUGGUCCCUACUUGUCGGGCAAGAGAGUAAUCUCGGUCAUGGACAACGAGGGAACGCCACCGCUUUUGCCAACGGCCGCGCUCGCUCAACAUCUCUUUGCGAGCUCAUAUGGAAUAUCUACAUGGCGAGUCGACCUCCGCAAGCAGCGGUUGUGCUCAACAUGGGCCGCGUGCCCAGGCGGUCAACACCCAGCGGAGAUGGGCUUGCCGGGCUUGAGCUGGAAGGAGGUGGGCGUUGGCCAGGGGGGUGAGGGGGCUGCCGUCCGCUGCGAGCGCUUGACGUUUCGUGUGAGAGGAGGAGAGUGUGGUCUUGGAGAUGCGGCGAUCAGCAGUGUGGACAAGCCACGACUGUGCCUAACCCUAACACUACCUACCUUUGUGUAA